CCAGCAGUGUCCGUGUGCCGUUCCUCCCGCGCUGCAGGGGGCGCUGCUGUGUGUUUGACGGCGGAAGCGCUCUGCUGCUGCUGCUGCUGCUGCUGUUGUUGUUUGUUUCUUAGGCUCAUUGCGGAUGCGAGUCAUGGAGUAAAGUUCUCCUGAUUAAAGCCAUCAGAGAUCGUUAAAUUCACCGCGGACACACGGACACACCAUGUUUAAGGGCUGGAGCUCAUGGAUGGGCGCUGAGUCCGAGGAUGAAGAGAAAACGGACAAACGGGAGAAAAACAUCAACACGGAGCCUGAAGAAACCCAGCAGGCCGCAGGACUCAGCGGCUUCAUUCUGAACUUUGCAAGUAGCGCCAGUAAGAAGAUCUCGGAGUCUGUGGCGGAGACGGCUCAAACUAUCAAGAAAACGGUGGAGGAGAGCAACAUCGACGGCAUCAUCGACAAGACCAUUUUGGGAGAUUUUCAGAAGGAGCAAGAAAAAUUUGUCCAGGAGAAAAAUGCAAGGAAAACGGAUGCCGCGGUGCCGCCCUGGGUCGGAUACAACGAGGAGGAAACCAUUCAGCAGCAGAUACUCGCUUUAUCCGCUGACAAGAGGAACUUCCUGCGCGACCCUCCGGCCGGAGUGCAGUUCCAGUUCGACUUUGAGCAGAUGUACGCCGUGGCUCUGGUGAUGCUGCAGGAAGACGAGCUGCUCAACAGGAUGCGCUUUGACCUCGUCCCCAAACAGUUUUUCCUGCUCACAGAGACCAUCAGACCGAAAACACCGCCUGUGGCCAUCAGCGCUAAAGCCAAGAGCAACGAGCAGGAGGAGGAGGACAUCUCCACCAGCCCUGGCGUGUCUGAGUUCGUGAGCGACGCGUUCGACGCCUGCGAUAUAAACCAGGAGGAUCUGAGGAAAGAGAUGGAGCAGCUGGUGCUGGAUAAGAAAGAUGAAGAGACGGCCGACUGGGAGAAGGAGCUGCAGCAGGAGCUUCAGGAGUACGAGGUGGUCGUCGACCCAGAAAAUCGCGACGAUAACUGGGACCGUGAGAUUGAGGAGAUGCUGCAGGACGACAGCUAAAGCGUGACAGCGCCUCCUCUGGUGUGGAGGACACACUCCUGUGCUCAAAUGAAGAAAUCAGCAGGACGUUUCUACUAUUUCCUUAAUCUGGACUGAAAUAUCAGGAUUUCCUAUAAGAAUGUUUAAUAAAUGUAUUGUUAG
Molecule: messenger RNA, 1198 nt
Organism: Sinocyclocheilus grahami
Lineage: Eukaryota; Metazoa; Chordata; Actinopteri; Cypriniformes; Cyprinidae
Gene: syap1
Product: synapse associated protein 1
Exons: 8
Coding region: 203-1057 (284 amino acids)
Biological process (GO): regulation of short-term neuronal synaptic plasticity; TORC2 signaling
Cellular component (GO): nucleus; synapse; cytoplasm
Source: RefSeq, a predicted model, not a curated record